Molecule: messenger RNA, 1630 nt
Organism: Gambusia affinis (western mosquitofish)
Lineage: Eukaryota; Metazoa; Chordata; Actinopteri; Cyprinodontiformes; Poeciliidae
Product: C-type mannose receptor 2-like
Exons: 6
Coding region: 75-1067 (330 amino acids)
Source: RefSeq, a predicted model, not a curated record
UGGCAGCUUUGCAUGAAGCUCAGAACCUUAUCAGGCCUGUUGACUGUUAAUCUGCCUCAGACUGAGGGAGGAAGAUGGAAGCCGUUCUGCUCCUCAUCGUCGCUGCUGCAGUGCUCAGUUCUGUUCCUGGACGGAAAUAUUAUUUAGUUUCCGAGCCGAAGGAUUGGACUGCAGCUCAGAGUUUCUGCAGAGAAAAGUUUUCAGACCUGGCAUCCAUCCAGAGCGCGGCGGACGUGGAGGCGCUGAACAAGCUGCUGGACUGGAACGAACUGGGAGAACUGGGAGAGCACUCUACUCCCUGGAUCGGUUUGUACGAUGACGUGAACAGCUGGCGCUGGUCCAUUUCCGACUCUGACUUCUACCAACAAGGUGAGGAAAAGUUCAGGAACUGGGCGUUUGGAGAGCCGAACAAUAACUAUGGAAGAGAGAACUGCGCUGAGAUGUAUGGAGACGGACGCUGGAAUGACGAAUUUUGUAAUCAAACUCAAAGUUCCAUCUGCCUGGAUGUCAAAGGGACAAACGUGACGUUUGUUCACGUCAACAUCAGCAUGACCUGGAUGGCGGCUCGGCGGUACUGCAGGGGGCGCCACACCGACCUGGCCAGCGUCAGGAACCUGACAGAGAACUGGCAGCUGCAGGUCCUGGUGCCGACCGGGCAAGGGGUCUGGAUCGGCCUGUCCAGAGAGUCCUGGAAGUGGUCGGAUGGAACCGGCUCGGCUUUUAGGUUCUGGAUGUCUGGAGAACCCAGUAAGACCAGGCAGAACUGCGCCGCGGCGAACAUGACAGAUUCUGGAAGAUGGCAAAACUUUCUCUGCACAGAAAAGAAACCAUCAGUUUGCUCUGCAGAUCCGUCUUUAAAGCAAGUGAAGCUGAAGGUGAUGAGAAGAUCCUCUGUGGAUCUGAACGACCCGGACCUGCUGGAAGACCUGCUGGCGAAGAUGAAGCAGAAGCUGAGGGAGCAGGGAGUGAGUGGAGACGUCAGACUGAGCUGGAGGAAGCAGAAAGAUGGAAAAAUCUUCCUGAAACGCGAAGAGAAAACCAGGAGGAAGAAGAAGGACGAGCUUUAGACAAUCUGCUGCAGAUGAAACGUCUUCAGAAGUCUCUUCUAAAGUUUAUACACCACAGGAAGCAGCUCUUUACAGAUAAAGAUGUGAAUGUGAAUGUUAUUAAUCUGUAUAAAUGUAGCAGGAUCUGUUCAUUAAAUCAGGUGAGAAUCAGGUUUUAUGUGAGUUUAGGAUGAUGAGCUUUGGACACAGUGAGAGAUCUGGGAUGAAAAUCCUCCUGAUGGAAACCAGUCUGAGUUUCACCAUCUGCUUCUGAAUCAUCCGUCAGUUUCAUUAAGACUCAAACUGACUGUAACCUGGCAGCUCUUUAGCCUUCAUUUACAAUUAUGAACCACAUUUAGUUUGGAACUCUCAUCUAUAAAUAUAUGAUAAAAUAUGAUUUCAGCCUUUUUUUUCUCACUAAAAUGUUGGUGAGAGAAUAAAAUGUUCCUGUUAAUUGCUGUAAAUAUUAAAAUUGUGAAAUGAGACACUGGUAAAGUUUAGUUGUCAGAAAUCUUGAUUUGUACUCGUAGAAAAAUGUUUUUUUGAACAUUGAAUGAUUUCCUGAAGAGAAAAUAAAAUAAAAA